AUGGCAUUGACAAGCAGAAGAACCCCUCCUCGAGACCCCACCAAGUUCCCGGCUACACAGCUCUUUCUACUCGGUACGUGGCGAAGACGCGACCCAUUCCUUGGCCUCGGCCUCAACCUCAGCCUCGACCUCGCAACCGCUAACCAUAUCCCACAGCACUCGUACGGGCGGCGGAACCGAUUGCAAUCCUAUCAAUCCUCCCAUAUGCUUGGAAAUUCGUCCUCCAUUUUGGAAUUGGCGACCCCAGCAAUGCCCCCUUCUACGCCGGCGUCCUCAUCUCCUCCUUCUCUCUCGCCGAGUCACUCUCGGGCAUGUGAGUGCUCGGAAACAGCCUUGACGCGUCGUUCGAGACUACCUGCUAACUUUGAUGAGGUUUUGGGGAGGGCUGAGUGAUAAGCUGGGCCGGAAACCAGUCUUGAUCAUGGGAUGCUGUGGUACUAUUAUUUCCCUGCUCGUAGUCGGCUUUUCUGUCAACUUUCGGAUGGCUCUCUUCGCUCGCUUUCUAGGCGGCGCACUGAAUGGAAAUCAGGGUGUCAUCCAGUCCAUGGUCGGCGAGCUGGUUACAAACCCACAACAUGAACGUGAGUUCUGGGCAACAAAUCUUUCGACACAUGGCUGACACGUGCACAGCGAAAGCAUACGCUAUAAUGCCCUUCGUGUGGUCGAUAGGUGGAAUUGUCGGUCCUUCUGUAGGUGGUUUCUUCGCCGAGCCAGCUGAAAACUUUCCAAAUCUCGUCCCCCGAGGUGGACUUUUUGACAGAUUUCCCUACCUUCUGCCAAACGUCGUGUGCGCUGCACUAAUGGCCAUCUCCAUCUUUGCCGCCUACUUUUGCCUCGAAGAGACCCACCCCGACAUGCAACCUUGGAGCACCCCGCAGGAUCUCGAAGAGACGAACGCAAGAACGCCAUUAAUACCAGCCCAGGCAAGCACAACUACUCCGGCCGUCAACCUGGAGCAAGAGUCAAGCUACGGCACUUUCAACCCCGUCGACGAGGAGGCAGUCGUGGAGGAAUGGGAUGUCCAGCCAGAUGGCACCACGCGUACUCCCAGCAUUCGCAGCGCAUCCGACGACAAAGUCUUCACGAAGCGCGUCAUCAUGCUUACGGUCGCUCUCGGCAUCUUCACGUAUCACUCCAUGACCUACGACCAUUUGUUCCCAAUUUUCUGCCAGGACGGUAGAGUUCCAGGAGGCGAGAUCCUCCAGGUUCUGGCCAAGAGCAUGGCAACUCAACACGGCUCGCUUGCCGGUGGUCUGGGAUUGAGCAUCCAGCAGGUCGGCAUCAUCAUGUCUGUUAACGGCAUCAUUGCACUUGUCGUUCAAGCAAUCAUCUUCCCCCUCAUGGCAAGCUGGCUUGGAGUGUGGAAGACUCUUAUCUUUACAGCGAUUGGCCAUCCUAUCGUGUACUUCAUUGUGCCAUAUCUGGCACUUCUUCCCGACAGCAAGCUAUUAUACGUAGGCAUCUACGCCUGCCUAACCGUCCGAAAUCUGUUCUCUAUUCUGGCUUACCCAGUCCUCCUGAUCUUGAUCAAAGAAGCCUCGCCAAGCCCGUCGUGCUUCGGCAGAAUCAAUGGAUUGGCGGCUUCCACCGGCGCUGCAGCUCGCACAAUCGCUAGUCCCAUUGCAGGCUUCGUCUACGGCCUCGGCGUCAAGAUUGAAUUCACCGCUCUCGCCUGGUGGGUUUCCGCGCUGGUGGCUCUCGCUGGUACCAUCCAGGCUUUCUUCAUCAAUCGCGUUAGUCAAGGACCUCAGCAUCGCGUACGGACGGUCGCUCCGUGCCACUUCAUGCCCGAUGAGCAGAGAAAACAUCGGCCUUCGGUCGUUCGUAUCAAAGUGCACGAUGACAGUGGAUAUUCGAGUGCGGCGGAUGCGGAUGAGAGGACGCCGUUCGCUUCUAGAAUGCGGUGA
This is a messenger RNA of Lecanosticta acicola, 1907 nucleotides long. NCBI's taxonomy places the organism in Eukaryota, Fungi, Ascomycota, Dothideomycetes, Mycosphaerellales, Mycosphaerellaceae. The record is from the annotation of a GenBank genome assembly.